This is a messenger RNA of Punica granatum (pomegranate), 900 nucleotides long. NCBI's taxonomy places the organism in Eukaryota, Viridiplantae, Streptophyta, Magnoliopsida, Myrtales, Lythraceae. The record is from RefSeq and is a predicted model, not a curated record.
GAUGAUAAAAAUGUGAGAACUACCCUUCCGCUCGGAUUAACGCACCGUCGUCUCUCCGGGGGGAAAAAACUGCAACACUGAGAAGCAAACCUCCCUUCGCAACCUUCCCCUGUCUCCGGCCCUGCGUUCUCAUGGCGUACUUCUCUGGGUCUCGCGAUACAUGCCCUUCAGUGAAGAACAUUCUUCUGCUGGACUCUGAAGGGAAGCGUGUUGCUGUCAAGUACUACUCGGAUGAUUGGCCUACUAACAGCUCAAAAUUAGCAUUUGAGAAGUCUGUGUUCACCAAAACUCUGAAGACUAAUGCUCGGACAGAAGCUGAGAUAGCAAUGUUCGAGAACAACAUUGUUAUCUACAAGUUUGUGCAGGACCUGCACUUCUUUGUGACUGGAGGAGACGAUGAAAAUGAGCUCAUAUUAGCUGCCGUGCUUCAGGGAUUCUUUGAUGCAGUUGCCCUUCUCCUGAGGAAUAAUGUCGACAAAAGGGAGGCCCUUGAGAACUUGGAUCUAAUUCUUUUGUGCCUUGAUGAGAUCGUUGAUGGAGGGAUGAUUCUCGAAACAGAUGCUACUUCCAUUGCGGCGAAAGUUGCAGCCCACAGCGCAGAUUCUGGAGCACCCUUGUCUGAGCAGACGAUCACCCAAGCUCUGGCCAUAGCUCGUGAGCAUCUGACGAGAUCGCUUCUCAAUUGAUUCCGAGAUUUUCAUCACUUAAGAGGAUAAAUAAGUUCACUCCCUUUGCGUUAUUGUAAUUCUUUUUUCAUCUUCUUCUCCUUCCCAUAUCUUGCAGAUUUGGGAUGGUUUAUUCUUUUCUCCAAAACAGCCAUUGGAUUAUUGUGAUCUUUACUCAUUUCAUUUGGGCUUCUAUGGGUUUUUGCUUUAUUGGAUGCCACAAUGGCUUCUUGAC